Cimex lectularius (bed bug) is the source of this 6789-nucleotide messenger RNA. RefSeq names its product S phase cyclin A-associated protein in the endoplasmic reticulum (gene ssp3). The record is from RefSeq and is a predicted model, not a curated record. Lineage: Eukaryota; Metazoa; Arthropoda; Insecta; Hemiptera; Cimicidae. The transcript is spliced from 27 exons. The coding region runs from base 183 to 4970 and encodes 1595 amino acids.
CGAAGUUGUUAUCAUUUUGUUUAUGUUGUGUAACCCUCUUCCUUCUUUGGUUUUUGUACGUGGUUUCAUUUUUUUUGUAUAUUUAUAUUUGGUUUUAUUAAAAAAAAAAAGUGCCCUCGUUACGUUUUGAUCGGCCGAAAACUAAACAAUAAAAAAUUGAAAUGUGACAAGUUUUCCUUCCAAUGCGCUUAUCCGAUAUGGAAAAAAAGGGUGAAGAAGAUGAUAAUUCUAAAAUGGAAACACCAGAUAAAGAAAAUGCAAUUAAUGUGAAUGACUCAGAGGCUGAUUUUAAUAAUGGACAAGAUUACGGUGUUAUGUACUGGAAGCAUCUGUUGAAAGAUGUCAAGUCUUCCUCUAAUGAGGUGUAUGCCAUGUGUUUGAGUACAAGUAAUUUAUCAGCAUGCAAAGAAAUGAUUCUUAAUUAUCAACAACUUACUUAUGACUUCCUGAUUUUGUUAGAGCACCUUGAAAAUAAAGAACAGGGACAUGUUUGUGGGGAACCAAACAGAACAAAAAUAUUAACUUCUAGAAAAGAAGGUGUCAAGAUUGAAAUGGGAAUAAACGAAUCUCAUAAAAGAUUAAAAGUUACCGAAUGUUCGACACAAACAGAACAUCACUUGCAUAGUGAGAAAUCACAAGUAGGAGUCAAUGUUUUAGCUCCAGUUUUUGUACCUUCAUAUCCUUUAGACGGUGAAGAACCGAGAAAAGGCUGUCCUCAUAGUCAGCAUGAUGUCUCUGAAGAGAGUAUGACAAGUUGUCUAUCUCCUUACCUACGUUCGAGUCCUGGAUUACUUUCAUCUCCAUUCACAGAGGCUUCAUUUUCAGAUUAUCAUCCUAGAAGCUUAUGGCACCUUCCAUCUCCUCAGUCGUACACACAGUUUCAACAUUAUCACGUGGGAUCAAAUUUCAUUCCUGGAGCUCCAUUGCCUUUCCCGCCAAUGAGCGGCGUUUUACCAUCUCAUUAUCCACCAACAAAUAUAUAUUCUAGUAAUAUGCACUCUUACCCUGCAGCAUGUCACUACAAUAAUAGCUAUCAAAAUCAAAAUCUGUUACCAUCCUAUCAACCUAACAAUAAUUUAUAUGAAGAAAAACAAAAUGAAAGCACAAAAUGCAUCACUUUAAAAACUAAUAUAAGGAAUUCAAGACACAAAACAAUUGGGGAAAAUAUUAAAAUAAAAAAGCCAGUAAAUAAUCUUUUAUCAACACUGACAAAUGAUAAAAAAUUAAGUAAUGUUAAUUUGGACAGUAUUGAUAACCUCAAAGAGGAUACUAUUAAACGUUCAUCAGUUCAGUCAGGAUUCAAUAAACAGAUGGCUUUGUCUGAACAGACACCUAACACCUGUACUAAUAUGUCUCCGACAAAAGUAAUAAACAGCCAAGAAAGGAAUUCUUCAGACAUGCUCAGUAACUCUUUAAAGACAAAAGAGGCAAAUAACGUUCAAAUCUUUGAGUUAACAGAAGCUGAGCAUCAAAAACAAUUUCCAGAAUUAAGAGCCGAUAACAGUUUAUUAAAGAAACAUAGAAACAAGUUUCCUAAAGUAAAAUAUCAAAAGAAAAACAUAUAUUCCUUUGAUGACUUUACAUCGUACGUUUGUCAAAACCUGGAAAAUCAACAGUGGUUUCUGGAUUCAACACAAAAUGCGCAUAUAAAUGGAAAAACACCACCUGUACCGCCACUGCCACCGCCACCUCGACAUAACAUUAUGCCACGAAACAAAACCCGUUCUGUCGUGGCAGAAAAAAACAGAAUGAAUUCAAAUGGUUCAUCGGGUCCACGUUUUAUGAGAGAGAAUUGCCCACCACGCUUCAGAAAGUCCAUGCAUUUUAAAAGAGAGGGUGGUAGAAGGAACAACCAUGAAAACACAAGGUUAAGAAAAGAAGAGAAUGGCAACAAGUCUAGGAUUCAGAACUAUUGGCAACAAAACCAUUGGGGCAGCAAAAAAAAGUUCCAAGCCGAUACUAUGGAAGAUGGAUGGCAAACUGUGAGGUACAAAACAAGAGAUUAUACAUUGAUGUAUUCUCCAUCAGUCAAUUCACAAGUCAUUGAACCAGUACAUGAUGAGGAAGCAGUUCAAAAACAUAAGGAGUUGAAUGAUGAAAUGGAGAGGAUUUCAAGUAACACGGAUGACCUAAAUAACCCAAAAGACCUAGUUUCCAAUGGUAUAGUUAAUAAUUUGAAUGAUAGUUUGGUCAAAGAUUGUGCACAAACUUCAGAUGAAAAUGAUUUUCAUGAAGCUAACAAGGCAAACCCAGAUAUGACUGCUGUCGACAAAGACUUUGAUAAAGCAGUACAGAUGCAGAUCAAUGACCCAAUGAAACCAAAUAAAAAUGAAGAAGAUAUGAAUAGCAGUAAAAUACUUAAAGAGAUUGACAAUUUUAACCAUCCAGGGCCCAGUCUAUUUGAUUCUACGGCUGCGGAUCUCUCACUCAAUUUAGAUUUAUCUGCUCUAAAUUACCAGGACAAAAUGUUAGAAGGAUAUUCUGAAGAAGAACAUUCAGAGAGCACAGAUACAAAUUCUCCAGGUCAAUUGGUUUUCAGUGAAAACAAUGCAAAGGAUAUGUACUCAGAAUUUAUGGAAUACUUGAGCUGUAUUACUUGGGCCGCCCAAAUGGAUGAAAUUGAGCACUUUGCCACUCUUCUUUCUGUUGAUUCUCCUCAUUCAUUUAUUGACUCAUACUCAUCUCCUUCAAUUGAACAUUUUGAGGAAUUUCUUUUGUGUAAUGCUGAUAGAGCUUUGGAAUUCCGGUCGGAAAUUGCCAACAAGCAUAAACGCUUGAAAGAUACUGAAGAAAAACAGCAGCAGGCUUAUGAAAAAAGACAGCAACUACUUCAAUGUAAAACUGCAAAAGUACGAGAAUUCGUGCAAAAGGUAGAGGAGGUAAGGGCUUCCAAGUAUAAACUAGCUUUACAAAUGAAAUCUCAAAUUGAUCAAAAACUAAAAAAAGCCGAGGAAAACAGAAAAUUACAUCUAAGUAUUAUAAAGAGGAAAGCACACGACGAAGAAGAAAAAUUGAAAGAAAUUGCUUUUAUCAAUGAGCUUGAAGCUCAAAAUAGGCGACACGAUUCUUUGGUCUUAAGACAGGAACAUGAAGAAAGAAUACAAUAUAUAAUUGAAGAACGUCAGAGGAAAGUUGAAGAGAAAGCUGCUAAAGAUGCUGCUGUUGAAGAGCGCAGAAGGGUUAUUGAAGCUGAACGACAGGCCAAACUUCAGGAAAUGAGUGAAAAGCGUAAAAAGAAAGAAGAAAUUAUAGACAGAAAGCAACAAGAAAAGGAAAAAGAGAGACAAGAAAUUGCAAGAGAAAAAGCUCGAGAGCGGGAAGAACGGCUGCUGGCCAGACAGGCAGCUCAGUUAGCGAAUGCUGAAGAGCUGCAAAAGCGCAUUCAACAAAAGCAAGAAGAAAGCGCCAGAAGGCAUGAAGAAAAUAUAGAACUUAUCAGGCAAAAAGCUCUAGAAGUUGGUUUACACAAAACUGCAGAAGACACACUGACCUCAGCCAGUUUAAAAACGGAAGAUCAAAAAGACACGGGAGAGUCACACCAUUAUUCUUACAACGAAUUAAUACCUACUUUUAAAAAGAGAUGCAAAAAAAUUCGCCUGCGAAUGACAGCAAGAGGCACACACUUUGUGCAGUCUAUCGAGUUUGCCAAACCGGAAAGAAAUUGUAAAACCUCGCAUGAACUCAAUGAGCUGGAUGUGCUGGUCUGUUCAACUUUUAAUGACAAAUCAUUUGGAUUAAUAAAUCAAAGGUUAAUGUCCUUGCAUGAAGUUCUAAAACAGGAGGCGUCUAACUCAACCCAUGUCUUUUCAUAUUGUAAAGGAUUUUUAGUAUGCAGCGACUUGAUAAAAAAAGGGUUAGAAGUAGCUGACCAAACAAAGAACUCAUCUGGACUUGUUAAGUCUUUACAAACACUCAUUGUUUUGCUUGAUAUAGUUUGUAAACAAGAUUUUCAAUGUUUGAGAUACCUGAUGUGCAGUAAUGACAUAGCACUGUUUCUCGAUUUAUUACAACUGUCCUUUAUGAAACAAAAACUAAAGAAAAAGCGGGAUGAGUGGAUUUUAUUAGCACGAAUGUUGGCAAAUUUUAUAUUACAAUUGUUCAAUGACAUUAAGAAAUGUCAAGAAGCUGAUCCUGUCGUGUAUUCAGAAUUUGCCAAUAGAAUUCCUGACUUAGUGAGUUACUUUAUCUGCUCUGGUAUUGUUCAUAAUAUCAUAGAUCUACUGCGGGUUGUCGUUAUCGAUGGGCUUGACCAGAUGAACUCCCUCGUAGCUCCAAGCAUUUACAUGUUUUCAGUCCUUCUUGAUAAACAGUUUUAUUCCAACGAUUUACGAACAUUGCUCAAAGCGACAGACUGUCUUGAAACCGUUUACCUCCUGUGCGAAUCACUUCAAAAAAUGUCUGCGACAAAUGCCAAAUAUUUACCGGGAUGUGCUCAUCCUAUAAUUACCAUGCUUUUGAAGUUUGCUAUAAUCGAUAUAACUUUAUUUCAGGAAAUAUUAGGUGCAGAAGGUAUGGCGUUGCAAAUAAGAAGUAUAGCUAGCAUCAUAAUGACAUUUUGCAAUAAAAACCCUCAUCCUGAAUCAUUGAUCUUGGUGAUGAUUCAAUUAAUCGGAUAUUUCUCAAUUGGAAACCCAAAAAAUCAGGCUGUUUUGCAGUCUGGUCAGCAACCGACUGUGCUACAAUUAUUAGUCAGCCUACCGUUUAAAUAUUUUUGCAGCGAUUGCUACAUGGUUUACCUUUUUCCAACAUUGCUUGCAUGCACGCAUGAAAAUCCAGUGAAUAAAGCUAUCGUCGAGUCUGAAUUGAGUUAUUCUACAUUGGAAAAAUUUGGUUCGUCUCAGGAGCCUGGCGUCAGCAAAUUGUUAGAUCUGUUUUACGGGCGAAACGUCGAAUCUAAAUCUACUCGUAAACGAGGAAAGAAAUCAAGAAAAAAUUCUGCUGAUGAGCAGAUCCCAAAAGAUAUAUUAUAAGAAAUUGGUAAGGUUUAUAUUAUGAUCUUCAGUACAUAACGCAAUCAUUAUGACAAAACAUAUGAGAAUAUUAAUUAUUAUAUAUCUUUAAUUGGGAAGAGCUUCCAUAGUUAUUUCUGAAUUAUUACUUAUGGAAGUGAUCUUAGUGUUGAAGAUCUAUAUUUUUAUACGUUUGUAAUAGUUGAAGAACUGAUUUAAAUCUUUAUAUGUGUCUUUGAGUAUCACAUAAAAAUUACUCAAUUAUAUAUUUUUUAUAAAUUCAAUAAAGGUUUUUUGUUUAUGAGAAGAUCAUUUUUAGUAGUAGCAGAAAAAUUUGUCCGAAUUAAAUAACUAUAUUUGUGGAAAUUUGAUUUGUUUUUUUUAUAAUUUCAGUGAGAUUUUAAUUUAUUUAGAAUAAGUUAUGAAUUUAUUGAAUGGUUGUUACUAUUGUAUUCCAAAUGCAUGAUUUAUGUCCAGAAGUAUCAAAUACUGCAAUCUAGGGAAAGGAAAUUUGUUGUAUUUUCAGUUGUUGCGAGAUGAAAGAAAAAACAUUAGCAAUUAUCACAUUUAUCUAGUCAUUAUAUUUAAAAAAAAAUUAGGAUAUGUGUGUAUAAACAUACAUACAUAUACAACACCAAUCAUAUAUUAAGCAAGAACAUGUGUUGUGAGAACAUAGAGCAUAUAAACUAUGUAAAAAAAGCAAAACUUUAAAUUAAUCCAGUUCUACUAAAUUCAUAUAGUAAUUUAUUAAUUACAUUUACUAUUUAUAAAAAAUUAAUUUGUUAGUAUAAAAAUGUUAACGUUUGUUGAUUUUAUUUAAGAUAAUUUAUUUUCACAAGCUUUAAGAAAGUUGGAUCACAUAACAUAAAGUAAUUUGGCAUAAGCUUUAAACAAAGGUUGUAUUUUGUGUGGUGAAGUACACGUGAACUUAGCUUGAUCGUCUCCCUGCCGAUUGUGGAUGGCAAAAUAAGAUUAUGAUCAGAGACCAUUAAGCUACAGAAAUUUGUACAUUUAUUUGAAUUAUAUAAAAAUAUUUUCUAGGCUCUCAUUUUUCGAUUUCAGUAACUAUUAUACAAUAAUAUUAUAUAAUAAUUACAUAACUAAAUGAUUAUUAGUACUAUUACUAAAAGUAAUAAUUAAUUACUAAUCAUAGUAUUAGUAUUAAUUAGUAUUAUUAGUAUUAACACUAUUGAUACAAAUUUUAUUUUUAUAUUUACAGUUGAGUUUCUAAAUUUGACCAUUUUUAAAACAUGAUUGGUUCUAGUUAAAGCCUUUUGAUGGGCCUGUUUGAUGCAAAAAUGUACUAUCAUUAAUUUAAUGUCAAUGAAAGUGAAAUUUAAAUUAUUUCUCAGAAAUUUAUUGCAUUCCAAAUUUUAUUUUAAUUAGACAUUCCAUCACUGGCUCAAAUGUUCUUUCUUUGUUAAUAUUUAUUGCAAAUUUGAAUUUUGAAUUACUUAUCAAAUGUAUUUGUCAAAGUAAAUUAAUUUGUAAAAAUUAUCCAUAUUUGAAAUUAUUUUUCUUAAAAUAAACAAAGCAGAAAUGUAGUUCAGUAGUUUUUAAAUUUGAUUUUUUUUAAUAAAUCAAUUUCAAGCAUUCCAUGAUAGUAAAAGUAUGUUGUCUCAUAGAAUAGUUAAACUCUUUCAGUCAGAAAUUGACAAGAAGCGAAUGGGCCCAAUAAUUGUCUUAAGUGCAACUUUUUAUGUCACCUAUACCUUAAAAGAAUUUUAAUUGCCAGAACAUUUAUGUUCAUGUGAUUUACCCGAAAUAUAUACAGUACCUCUAAAUUUGUUGUAAUUUACGAAACGAUAAGACAAAUGUUAAUAAAUUUGUUUAUUUAAUU